UUAUGCACAGUAUUCAGCAGAAAUAGUAGCAUAUUAUUGGAUGCUAUAUAUAGUAUAGCAUAUCUAGUAUAGAUGCUAUUUGGAACACCCAUUUUUAUACCAAAGGUAAUUAAAUUAAGCCUACUAGUGAGGUUAGUUGAGACCAAUGUAGCAUACUAAAGUUUAUUGUGCAUACUGCAUACUACACAUACUAUUUUAAUUUGUAUAAUAAGACAGUUAACAGUGCAUAGUAUACAAAUUAUAUCGCCUACUGCAAAAAUAGUAUGUGUAGUAUGCUAUUAGGACCAUAGACAUUUUUACACAAUGAUUACAUUAUCAAAGAAACUAGUGAGGUAAUGUGUGAUCAAUGAAGCGUACUAAUGUUUGCAACGUUUAUUAUUGCAUACUGCAUGUUUCACGCACUAUUUUCUAAACGGUAUACUUUAUACAGUAAUCAACAUGUUUGCAACACAUCCUGAAACCGGCCGCUGUGUUUCCUGCACCUGCGCUACACCCAUUGUGACGUCACUUGGAGCGUUCCCUCGCAUCCGGCAGGUGCGUCUCACCUGAGUUCGACCGUUCUUCCGCUACACGCGCGACAGCAGCAGCAGCAGCAGCAGCAGAAGCAUCCUGAAGAUGAAGCAGCUGAAGUGUAUCGGCGGUUGUUUGCCGUUAUUCAUCAUGGCGAUCGUUUUCGACAUAACGGGCUUCGUCCUGCUGUUCGUCGGUAUCUUCGGCGACAUCCGGAUCCGCGGAGUGUUUUACGGGGAUUUUCUCAUUCACACCGGCGCGCUCAUGCUGUUCGUCAGUCUGGCGUUUUGGUUGAUGUGGUACAUCGGGAACAUCAAGGUGCAGGAAGAAGGUUUGAAGAGGAGAUCGAGCGCGGCGAACAGCGUCAAACAUCUGGCGAGAAAACUCACCGAGAGACUCUCCAAAACACACCUGAAGAACCAGAGCACAGGUGAGAAAUCGCCCAGUAAAGCUUCCACAAUUCGAAACAUAACGUGGGGCAAAUCCACGUAUUUCCCAGGGUGUAAAGAUCCCGAAUCGGACAUGAUCAAAUGUGAUACACUUUUCAAGGAAAACCCCAAUGAAGAUGAGGUCAUGGGACACCAGAAUCAAGCAUACGAAGACGAGGAGUCGUUGACCAAACUGCAGGAGAUGAAAGACGAUCAGACUCGGGGAACAGAAUCAGAAGUGAGCAAACCUGAUGAAGCAUCGCAGGAUGAUCCGUUCACCUGUUAUCAGAAUGAAGGGUGUGAGAAGUCCGAAUCGGAUGCAACUAAAGUACAAACUCCGAAACCUGAUGAGUCGUCGAGCAUCGAUGAUCUACUUCAGUAACAGAUUGCUGCCCAACCUGUCCGACAGCCAAUAGGAAAAGCUUGAUAGUGAAUGCAUGUGGUUUGAUGGUGGGCGCGUUCUUUUUGGUCCAUCUCGAAGAACCAAUGGAAAUGUAAUGCUGUACUUCUACCAUGCGGCGCUUUAGAAGAAGCAAAUCUGUGAAAAAGUGUAGUAGUAGUUAGCCCACAAAUGAAAAUGUCACUCACAACCCGUAUGACUUUCUUUCUUCCGUGGAAAACAAAAGUAUAUUCAUAGCUGAAUAUCCAAGCUGCUGUUUUCCAUACAAUGACUACAGCAAGGGAUUGAUGUCUUGUGCCUAGUCGACUCCUCUUGCCUUUUAAAGUAUACUCUUUUGAUCGCGAUCCCAUCCAUAUGGAUGCAUUCGACACAUCUACAAUGACUUAGCGAUACUCUUUAAUGGAGUCAAUGGCAGUCCACGCGUACUGUGGUAACGAAAUGUGCAUUGCACGCUGCUUGAGAGACGUAGAGGGACACGUAAAACCAAACUAUACUUUGGCCUUUAAGACUGCAUGGGGUAUACUUCUGUGAAACCUGUGCAAAUGCGUUCGUUGUAAGUGCCCCAUGACUGCUUUGUGAUACGUUUUAAGUACAGUCCACGGUAGUCGCAUGUGCAAUUACAUGCAAAGACAACAAGGCUGCACGCAGACGGCCCUCGAGUACUGUGCUGAUGCCGAAAUUGUCAUCAUACACCGUGUGCGAGACAUAGUGGGAUGCAUAAUAAUUGCUCCGCGCACAGUAUGCUUGAUGCAGAUUUUAUCAUCAUCACAGUCCACACACGGCCCUGAUUUUCCCGAAAAACAGACCUCAUCCUUUUUCGUCACCAAUGUAUGCACCUGCCAUAGACUCUCUUAAAGCCCAAAGUUUAGCUCGGUUGUCCGUGUUGCUAAUCGCUCCGCGCACAGUAUGCGUGACGCAAAUUUUGUCAUUAGCACAGUCCACACACGGCCCAGAUUUUCUCAAAACACAGACUUCAUCCUUUGGCAUCGUCGUUGUAUGCGCCUGCCAUUGACUGUCUUAAAGCCCAAAGUAUACUUCGGUUGUCCGCGUUGCAGAUUGCGCCGUGCACAGCAACGCAUCCUCUGUGCAUGCACCAGCCGUUGACUGUAUUGUCUUUCCCUUUUUCUCCCAAUUUGGAAUUGCCAAUUCCCAAUGUGCUUUUAAGUCCUUGUGGUGGCGUAGUGAUUCGCCUCAAUCCUGGUGGCAGAAGACCCCACCAGAAUCCCAACUGCCUCCGUGUCUGAGACCGUCAACCCGCGCAUCUUAUCACGUGGCUUGUUGAGCGCGUUACCAUGGAGACAUGGUGCAUGUGGAGGCUUCAUGCCACCUACCUCGGCAUCCAUGUGUAACUCGCCACAUGCCCCACCGAGAACUAACCAUAUUAUAGCGACCACGAGGAGGUUACCCCAUGUGACUCUACCCUCCCUAGCAACCGGGCCUAUUUGGUUGCUUAAGAGACUUGAAUGGAGUCACUCAGCAUGCCCUGGGAUUCGAACUAGCGAACUCCAGCGGGAGUCAGAGUGCACCGAACGCAUUCGUAUUCUCUCGCGGGCAAAAGAGUAUACUUUGAAAGGCAACGCGGUCGACCGGGUGCAAUCCGGAACGCAGGAGAGGUGUGCUGUUACUUUUAUAAGCAAUUCAACUUUAGAUUUUUGCAUGACGAAUAAAUGAAACGGGUGGAAAAACCCCAUAUGGGGUGUUCUCUUUUGACUUGGACCAGGAAGCAACCACCUAGAACACCCUAGCAACCGCGGAACAGUGUCUUGACAAACUCCCAAACCAUCCCAUUAUCGUGGCUGUGAGUUUUAAAUGGGCGAACGCCACCAACGUAAUCUCAUAACAACUCGUAAUAAUUCGUACGACAUGACGAAAUCAUACUGCAUUAUUUAUGCAAUACAAAUAACUGGUGUAUGUGUAAACAACCUGCUCGUCUCGUUUCCAACCCCUAUGUUUUCUUCUGUGCUACACAACAAAAUGAUUUUCCAAUCAUGAGGUUUAGGGGUCGGAGUUAAACGGAAGAAAACAUUUUAAUAACAUUGUCUGUUGGUUUGUUUAUUAUUAACACAUCAUUGCAUUUCCUUUGGAAAAUGAACAUCUUAUUAAUGUUACCUCUGACAAAUCUUGUAUCAUAGUAUGCUGAUGUCCUGGUUAUUAUCCUGUUGCAUGAUUCUGAAAGUCAGCUAAACUUGUAGUGCGACAGGUGUGCCAUCUUCUGGCAGACACAUCUCUGCAACUGUCGUUUAAAACAUCUGAACCUUGUUGUUACUAGUUGAUGAUGUCAUUGUAAUGAAUCAGGUCGGUGAACAUGCUUGACCUCUUCCGUAGGCGUUUGCAAGCAGUUUAUCUUGUUUUGGUGGUUGCAUACCAGCUCUGUCGCCACAUUAGAAAUGCACUGCGUAAGAAUGUAGGUGAGCUGCUUCUUACAAGACUUUAUUGAAAGAGUUCCUGUCAUUUGUCCUUCAGCCCGUUAGCCUUCAGCACGACAGGUCUCUCUCUCCUUAAUACACCGAGAUGGACUGCAAAGAAAGAUUUGGCCGCUGUUUCAUCUUUCUCUUCUUGGCUAUCCUGUUCGAUGUAGCCGGACUAGUCAUCUUCCUCGUGGGAAUUUUGGCACCGCUCAGUUUCUGGGACUUGUUCGUCCUCUCUGGACCGAUCAUCAUCUUCUUUAGCUUGUUGUUUUGGAUCUUCUGGUACCUGGGGAACCUCACUGUGACUUCACGAGAGCUUCUGCCCAAGUGAGCACUAACGUGGUGAAGGAAAAAGAUGGACUGGAGAUGUUUUGGGAGUCAAGUUGAAGGGGUUGCAAGAAGGUGACGUGUUGAAGGGGCUGCUGAGGUGACGUGUCACUCUAAGGCCACGGGAGUGGACCGAUGGAUUGUCUUUGUGUCAACUUGGAUCUUGGAAAAUGUCUUCAACUUAAAUGGAGAUUUCUACCAGAAGAUGCUACUGAAUCAAGGAUGGGACUCACUCUGGGUUUGGACAGUUUGGGGGUUUACAUUUAUCCAAAGCGACUUACAGUGCACUUGUCCGAGGGACAAUCCCCUCGGAGCAACCUGGAGUUAAGUGCUUUACUCAAGGACACAAUGGUGGUGGCUGUGGGGAUUGAACCGGCAACCUUGCCAGCUGUAUGCUGCUUUGUCCCACUACGCCACCACCACCACCACCACCACUCUCAGCUGGUUUCCGCUGGCUUCUAAAAUCUUGUCAAUACUACAUUGUGGGAAUUUGACAGAUUGCCACUGCCAAACCUGACUCCUUUCGGGAGAUCCUUUCAUGCACCUCAAUGAAGACCUCCAGCAAACUUGUAGAGCUUGACAAAUGGACACUUGCACUUUUAUUGAAAGCUAUUUGAUUUAAUGAUUGAUUUCCUUUGAACAUCAAAUAUCUUGCCUUUGCCAACAGCUUAUGCCAUUGUCUCUGUAUUUAUAGGCCUACAUAUAAACCAUAGUUGUUGUUGUUACCAUUAUAACGAUUAAGACCGUGCAUGUGUACACAAUGUAAAGGGUUGAUCUGAAACGAUUGGGCAUUGUCUAUAUGAGUAAAUGUUUUACUGUAUGAUUAUACAGCAUUAGUGAAGUGAUAACCAAAGAAGUCUUUUAAAGUCUUGUUAUUGUCAGAUGACUUUCUGCAAACCGGACGAACAGGAAAUUCAACUUCACAUGCCAUAUAUGCUUCUUGUGAGAUCCACCCUGUGUGUGUGUGUGUGUGUGUGUGUGUGUGUGUGUGUGUGUGUGUGUGUGUGUGUGUGUGUGUGUGUGUGUGUGUGUGUGUGUGUGUGUGUGUGUGUGUUCUAGGAUAUGUCCACGCCGUCUGACGAGAGUAUGUUCUGGAUAUUUGUUUAAAAAAAGAGUGGCUGUAAGUUUAGGUUUAAAUGACGUGACACGCUUAAAAACAUUUAAAAUGCAAUUCAUGCUGAUGGAAGACUUCAUUACUGCUCUUUUGCAAUUAAUUUUGUUUUUUUCAUAUCUGAAUUGUAAUUAAUUUGUAUUUAUUUUCUAAACAUUUGUUGGUCGAGUAAUAAAACUUGAUUAAUAUUUUAAGAGCUUUUAAUAAAUGUGUGUCAUAACCAACCUGUAGGAAUCAGUUGUGUUGUCGUGCCACAAGAAAAACAUAAAACAGGAAAUGACAUCACUGACCCUCAUGACGAGGUCGGUUCAAUUGUAUUAUUAUUAGUAUUAUUAUUACAUUUUUGAAUGGCAUAGUAAGAUUAGUUCAGGUCAAAUAAUAUAAACACCAACAUUUAUAAUAUUUAAAUUAAUUAUGAAGUUAAAACUACUUUUACCUUAAAUAUGCUCAAAUGUAACUUAAAAUGUGAAUACAUGUGGAAAAAGACGUUUUUUACUUUCACCGCAUUAAAUUUUUGGUCAUUCUAUCAAAUGACUUUAAUAAAAAUGUAUAAAAAAAAUAUUUUAAAAAACUAUUAAAUAAUUAAAAUCAGAAGCUGAGUUAUCAGGCAACGCUCUCUCAAAGUUAUGAACGAACGUUCUCAUAAUAACGUUCUUUCAACGUUUUCAAAACGUUAGCAUCAAAACGUUAUUCAUUUAUCGUUAGUGGAACGUUAAUAAAACUUUACCACAUUGUGAAAACAUUUCACAAUUUUCAAACGUUUCCAGAACGUUACUAUAACCAAGAAAAAACGUUCUUACAACAUUUCGUUCUUUUACCUUUUUGCUCAAGUUGUAUUCACAUUUUGAAAAGAGACGUCCUUGCAGUACGUUAAUAGAAUGUUCUUUCAACGUUUUCUGUCACUCUCAAAGCGUUAGCAUGUGAACGUUAUUCAUACAUCGUUAGUGGAACGUUUUUAGAACAUUACCACAUUGUGCAAAAUGUCAAAAUGUUCACGUUCCUAUAACCAAGAAACACUGUUCAUAAGCAUUUCAAACUGACAUUCCAAGAACUUUCAAAUAACAUUUUCACAACCUAAUGGGAACGUUAGGAAAACGUUUGUAGAUCGUAAAAUUGCUAUAUUUUUCAUUGUCUUUCAGAGUGAGUCCAUGAUGAGUCAAAAUAACAUUUAUGUAUUUUUCUGCCCUUCAUUACUUGCCAUCACUUUCUCCCUCCUGGUUGAGCUCACCUGCCCUCUCUUCGUGAUUCAGUGCGGUCCCAGAAUGCCGAUUGGUCAGUAUAGUAACCGGUGUGAUGUGAAACACCUGUUCUUCAAGCUGCUGACUACAUGCACAAUAGAGCACAGAUAAUACCAGAACCUCAAAUCACACCAUUCACAUCAAUGUAAUCUAGACUAAAUGAAUGUAACCUCAAGACGGCUGUUUACACUGAUAAUUAUUCUACGAUAUUGAAUCUCAAUAAAGCCUCUCGGAUCAGGUGCACAUCAGAAAUCAGAACGAGGAUUUGGGAUAGUUUAGUACAAGCUAAAGCUCAGUGUUGUAAUGCAGUAGAUAACCACAAUCUCCCAGUUGGGUUGUCACAAGAGUUUCCUGUGUGGAUUCUGCAAGAGCUUUCCAAUGUAAUUAUCUGUAAAGCUUUCUGGGGCUCAACAUAUUGAUUUCUGCACACCUUAUUUUAAAAACACAUGUGCCUUCUGGUGGGGACUGGUAGAUAUAGAAAAUCACACAAUGUGUGUGCGCGUUUGUGUGAGAGAGAGAGAGAAAGUGUGUUUGUGUGAGAGAGAGAGAGAGAGAAAGUGUGUGUGUGUGUGUGUGUGUGAGUGCGAGAGCGAGAGAGAGUGUGUGUGAGAGAGAGAGAGCGAGAGAGUGAGUGUGUGUGUGAGAGAGAGUGAGUGUGUGUGUAUGUGUUUGAGAGAGAGAGAGAGAGAGAGUGAGUGUGUGUGAGAGAGAGGGAGAGAGUGAGUGUGUGUGUGUGUGUGUGUGUGUGUG
Molecule: messenger RNA, 7172 nt
Organism: Xyrauchen texanus (razorback sucker)
Lineage: Eukaryota; Metazoa; Chordata; Actinopteri; Cypriniformes; Catostomidae
Exons: 3
Coding region: 616-1320 (234 amino acids)
Source: RefSeq, a predicted model, not a curated record